UGUCGCCCGGAAGAAAGAGGCUCCUGCCUCAGAUGUCUCGUGAUUGCCUCCGGAGCUUUGCUUUUGCUAGUUUAAGCUGCGGAAGAAGGAAGCUAUCUGGCGAAGUAUGGCUGCGGAGUGCCCUACCACGUUUCGGGUCCAGGUGGCAGAACAUCUCAGAUUAUUGAAGCUGAAGGAGAUGUUUUAUUCUAAGUUUGGAUCCAUUCCCAAGUUUUAUGUUCGAGCACCAGGAAGAGUCAAUCUAAUAGGAGAGCAUAUAGAUUACUGUGGUUAUUCGGUUCUUCCUAUGGCUGUAGAACAAGAUAUGCUGAUAGCUGCAGAACCUGUGAAAACACACACUAUCCAACUGGCCAAUACAAACCCCUUGUACCCAGACUUCAGUACUAGUGUUAAUAACAUUCAGAUUGACAAAACCAAGCCUCUGUGGCACAACUAUUUCCUAUGCGGAUUUAAAGGAAUUCAGGAACACUUUGGUCUUAGUAACCUGACUGGAAUGAAUUGCCUGGUAGAUGGAAACAUCCCACCAAGUUCUGGCCUCUCCAGCUCCAGUGCUUUGGUCUGUUGUGCUGGUUUGGUAACACUCACAGCUCUGGGAAUGAACCUAUCCAAGGUAGAACUUGCAGAAAUCUGCGCCAAGAGUGAGCGUUAUAUUGGCACUGAAGGAGGAGGCAUGGACCAGUCCAUAUCAUUUCUUGCAGAGGAAGGAACUGCCAAGUUGAUAGAAUUUAGUCCUCUGAGAGCAACUAAUGUGAAACUCCCAAGUGGAGCAGUGUUUGUGAUUGCCAACAGUUGUGUGGAAAUGAAUAAAGCAGCAACUUCUCAUUUCAAUAUCAGGGUGAUGGAGUGUCGGCUGGCUGCAAAGCUCCUGGCUAAGAACAAAGGCCUGCUAUGGGGUGAAGUACUGCGGCUGGAGGAGGUACAGGCCAAACUAGGGGUCAGUCUGGAAGAAAUGUUGUUGGUCAUAGAGGAUGCCCUUCACCCUGAGCCCUAUAAUCCUGAGGAGAUCUGCAGCUGUCUGGGCAUUAGCCUGGAGAAACUCCGGACCCAAAUCCUGAGUCCAAACACUCAAGAUGUGCUCAUCUUCAAACUCUACCAGCGGGCAAAGCAUGUGUACAGUGAGGCGGCUCGAGUGCUCCAGUUUAAGAAGAUAUGUGAAGAAGCACCUGACAACAUGGUCCAGCUGCUGGGGGAGUUGAUGAACCAGAGCCACGUGAGCUGCCGGGACAUGUAUGAAUGCAGCUGCCCUGAGCUGGACCAGCUGGUGGACAUCUGUCGGAAAUUUGGUGCUCAAGGGUCACGACUUACUGGAGCAGGAUGGGGAGGCUGCACAGUGUCAAUAGUACCUGCUGACAAGCUGCCCAGCUUCCUAGCAAAUGUGCACGAAGCUUAUUACCAGAGGAACGCUAGAAGCUUACCACCAGAGAAGCAGAGUUUGUUUGCCACCAAGCCUGGAGGUGGGGCCUUGGUUUUCCUUGAGGCCUAAACAAUGCAAAAAAAUCUCAGAGAAACUAUUUAGGGCAUUUAGGAGCUGGCAGGACUUCCUAUGCCACAGCAAAUUAAUCCUCUUUCUGUUUUGUAUUAUGAAGAACAGUUGCUAUUAUCAAGAUUUAUUUCUAAAGAAAUGGUUGAAAGUGCUCUGUGCUUUAUAAUGAUUAUUUUUCCAUCUUAAAAUAUGUUUUCUACCAAUAAGAACCAAGAUUAGGCUUGGACAAGUCUUUUAAGGAUAUUUACUGAGAUUUAUUGAUUUGAAAAUUUUAAAGUGUAAAAUAUACACUCACCACAGUCUACUUCUCAUGAACUGUACUUGAAUAUAGUGCUACAAUUAAAUUGUACAAGGCUGUAAAAUAAUUGAAUCGUAUGCAUUAUUCUUGAAUAGAGUUUAGUUCUUGUUUCUCUUGAUGUUCUUCUUCUUCAAAGGUGUAGUCUUCUGUUGCUGUUGAUGAUGAUGAUAGUGAAGUAAACUCUCUCCCAACCUCAGCUUCAAUACGCUAUUAAAAUAAUACAUGAGUAAAGAUUUACAUAUUUUCUUGGACAUUGUAUACUUGAAUCUGAGACUCCCCCAGUUGUUAAGAUAUGAAAGAACACUUAAUUAUUUUUUCAAAAGACGGAUUUAGAAACAAAAUCAUAGGCUCAAUUAAUAUUGCUUUUACUUUAUUUUUUUAACAUGUGAUAUUUAAAUCACUUUCAAUUCUUUUGGCCCUGUGCUUUCCAUCACUUAAUAGAGCACUUUAGAGUAAAGAUACUUUAAAUCUCUGUCUAUUCACAUUGGAAUAGAGAAUUAUCUGGAUGGUAAUUCAGAUAAUUUUAUUUGAUCGUAGGUUUUACUUCCCACUCUGCCCUGCCUUUUCUCAAAUGCCUCUCAAAUCUAAAGCACGCGUCUACUGUUCUGUUUUUUGUGUGUGGAAGUAAAGAAGAGUCCUAUUGCAUAUUAAACAACCAGUGCUUGCUUUACUCUUUUCUAUCACCUUUCUGGCCCAGGUAGGAAUUUGAUUAUGUUACUCCUGUUUUUUAAUCUUACACAGUAGCCAAUGGGGAUUGCCCUGAGUGAAAGCCUAACAUGCUGAAAGUAAGGGUCUCGCCUGUUCCUGACCUCAGAUUGUCCAGCCUACAGAUGUACUGUAUCCUGUUCUCUACAUGUUAUUUUCUAUCAGAAGGAAAUGGCCCCUCAGACAUAACAGGACUGCCCAUAACAUAAGGAGGGGCCAAAGCAGAGGGGACAGGGAAAACUGGGGUGCAAAAGGUGGAGCAGUCUUCUUUCUUUUCCUUCUUUUUCACACUUGAGUCCCAUUUUAGUACCUUUUCCCACUGUCUUGUGUUUUUGUUAAUCAAGGGCAAGGGCCAUUCAUCUAAUGCAGUCUUUGGUGUCCAAUAUAUUUUUGUUGAACUAUUAACAGAAAAUGAAAGAUGACUUCAGAACACUAA
Choloepus didactylus (southern two-toed sloth) is the source of this 2922-nucleotide messenger RNA. It is a transcript of the gene GALK2, whose product is annotated as galactokinase 2. The transcript is spliced from 10 exons. Gene Ontology annotation, biological process: galactose metabolic process; carbohydrate phosphorylation. The record is from RefSeq and is a predicted model, not a curated record. Lineage: Eukaryota; Metazoa; Chordata; Mammalia; Pilosa; Megalonychidae. The coding region runs from base 107 to 1483 and encodes 458 amino acids. Gene Ontology annotation, molecular function: ATP binding; galactokinase activity. Gene Ontology annotation, cellular component: cytosol; cytoplasm.